This is a messenger RNA of Naegleria fowleri, 1059 nucleotides long. RefSeq lists its product as uncharacterized. Bases 1 to 1059 code for a protein of 352 amino acids. The record is from RefSeq and is a predicted model, not a curated record. The transcript is spliced from 2 exons. Lineage: Eukaryota; Heterolobosea; Eutetramitea; Acrasida; Naegleriidae.
AUGUUGCGACUGUCAACGUUGCUGUCAACCCAUCCUCACUCUGCGCGGAAAAGAACUGUCACCAAUUUUCUUUUUUUCAAUUCAAUAAUUCUGUUACUACUCUUGUCAACAACAAUAACAACAGUACUGUUGAAACAGAAUGCAUUUGUUUCGGAAUUUUUAUCGGCUCCAGUGCUCUCUUCCGAAGACCGUUUCAUUCAUGAAUUAUAUAAACCAUCAUCAUCGACUAAAACUUGUUCAAUCUCCUCCCUUCUACCUCCGCUCGAUGUGGCCAUCAUUCUCUCGGGAUCCAUUCGAGUAUUGCCCGAAAUUUUCGAACGAUACGAUGAAGAACUUUUGCACUACACAAUCGAAGACUUUAAAAGUGGUGAAUUUUGUGAGAGACAAAGAAAUCCCAAGAUUGAUUUUUUCGUGACAUUGGUCUAUGAGAGAGAGGAGGAAUUGGAGAAGUUUAAUGCCAUGAAGGAAACGAUACCGAAUGUGAGGCAUUUGUCAUUGUUUCAAUCUGUAGAUGAAGAUGUCAAGGCAAGAUUUGGUGGCGUGGAUGUUUGUGAAACACAUCCCACAAAACAAUUCUGUAAAAACUGGCUUUCCUCUCUUCAUCUCAUGAAUCAUGCAAACAUGAAACGAAUUGAAUAUGUGAAACAACACCGAAAACACAAAGAUUACGAUGUCAUUAUUCGAUUGAGAACAGAUUUAUCUUUUGAUCGAUUUGUAAAUCCAAGAUUUUUCUACACAAAAUCUAACCACCACGAGAAUUUUGUUCAACAUUCAACUGAAAACAAUAAUGGAUUUCAAAUUGAACCUAAUACACUCUAUUUACCUUACGAUAUGCAUUGGAUGGGUUUGUGUGAUUUAUUUGCAUUUGGAGACUCGAAAGCCAUGAAUGCUUAUUUUUCACAAAUUACUCAAGUUGAAAAUAUUAAAAAAGAACAACAUGUGGAAUAUCAUCCAGAGACGUAUUUGAAAUUACACAUCGAGAGGGAAAACGUCAAUUAUAAGAUAUUACCUCAAGUGGAUGUUAAGGUCGUACGAGAAUAUCAAGUUCUGAAAGAGUGA